UAAUUUCAUUGGUUUAGGGUUUUGUAGCACAGUUUUUUCGCAACACAGACUAAAAUCAAAUGAAGAAGAAACAAGAAGAGAGUUCGUUGGAGAAGCUGAGCACUUGGUAUCAAGAUGGAGAGCAAGAAGGUGGGGAGAGAAGUGAGAAGAGAAGGAUGAGUCUUAAAGCAUCGUACUUUGAGAGUUCUCGAAUCGGUGGGAGUAAAAGCAAAGAAGAUAACAAGUCUCUGGUUGAUGCAGAGCAUCAAGAUCGUGAUUCCAAGGGUUCUGAUAAGAGAGAGAGAGAUGGGAGAGAACGAACUCAUGGGUCUUCUUCUGAUACGAGUAAGAGGAAGAGAUGGGAUGAAGCUGCUGUUCCUGUUAAUGAUGGUGAUUAUAAAAGUAGUAAGCUUUCUGAUUCUAGACAUGAUAGUAGUGGUGGAGAGAAAGGUUUUGUUAGUAAUGAACAUGGUGAGGGUAGGAGUCAUUCGAAGUCUGAUAGGAGUUUGAAGGCUAGUAGUAGAGAGGAUAAGAGUAAGAGUCGAGGUGUGAAAGAUGAUGAUAGGGGUAGUCCUCUCAAGAAAACGAGUGGUAAGGAUGGUUCUGAGACAGUGAGAGAAGUGGGUCGAUCUAACAGGUCUAAGACACCAGACAGAAGUGGGAAGCGUCAUCAAGAAUCUGAACAUUCGGAUGCAGACUACGAAAAAGAGAAAUAUGGUCGGAAAGAUGAGAGAUCCAAAGGUAGGGAUGAUGGAUGGUCUGAUAGGGAUUGGGAUCAAGAAGGCUCAAAGGAUACUUGGAAAAGAAGACAUUCUAGUAUUAGUGAUAAAGAUCAGAAAGAUGGGGACUUGCUUUAUGAUCGUGGCAGGGAACGGGAGUUCCCAAGGCAAGGACGUGAAAGGAGUGAAGGCGAGAGGUCUCAUGGUCGUUUGGGUGGCAGGAAAGAUGGAAACAGGGGUGAAGCAGUUAAAGCUUUGUCAAGUGGUGGCGUUUCAAAUGAGAAUUAUGAUGUAAUUGAGAUACAAACCAAGCCACUUGAUUAUGUCAGAGCAGAAUCAGGUCCCAACUUUGCUCGUACGACUGAAUCCGGUCAGCAGCCUCCUAAAAAGCCUACUAAUAAUGAUGAAGAGUGGGUUUACAACCAGGAAGGUAGUAGACAGAGAAGUGAGACUUUUGGGUUUGGAACUUAUGGGGAGGAUUCGAGAGAUGAAGCUGGUGAAGCCAGUUCUGAUUACUCAGGGGCUAAAGCAAGAAACCAGAGAGGUGCAACCCCUGGUCGAACUCAUUCUAUGCAAACCCCUAAUAGAGGUCCGCAGGCUCCACAAGGCAUGAGAGGGAACAGACCCUCAAGGGGUCGGAAAGGAAGACCUGCUGGUGGCAGAGAGAACCAACAAGGUGCCAUUACAAUGCCUAUCAUGGCAUCACCAUUUGCGAAUCUUGGAAUGCCACCACCCAGCCCUAUUGAUUCUCUUACUCCUGGUAUCUCACCAAUUCCAAGCGGUCCUGUUACCCCUGUCUUCAUGCCUUCAUUUGCCCCGACUCUUGUCUGGCCUGGGGCCCGAGGAGUUGAUGGCAGUAUGUUACCUGUUCCUCCUGUUCUCUCGCCUCUUCCUCCUGGACCAUCAGGCCCAAGAUUUCCUUCAAUUGGCACUCCACCAAACCCGAAUAUGUUCUUUAAUCCACCAGGUUCUGACAGAGGAGGGCCACCUAACUUCUCUGG
This is a messenger RNA of Camelina sativa (false flax), 1699 nucleotides long. Lineage: Eukaryota; Viridiplantae; Streptophyta; Magnoliopsida; Brassicales; Brassicaceae. The record is from RefSeq and is a predicted model, not a curated record.